CCUACACAGAGCGUGUUGUUGGAGCUGCUGAGAGCGGUAGCUUGGGUUGAUUUUUUUCAACUUUCCUUGCAUUUUCUCUUCCUCAGAGUAUGUGGCUUUUGAUCGGUUGAAAGGAAGACUAUAAAGGGAGUGAUCGAGGAUUUUGCUUACGGUAAAAGGAAACACCGAAAGAACAACAAUUCAUAAUGAUGGGAUUUUAAAGGUUUGGUAAAAGAAUACAAGGCAACAACAGCAGAGCAUACUGACCAAGAAGCCAACGAGGAAAUAGCUACCAAAGGAGAAAAUUCUUCAAAGGAACAACUUAUUGUUGGUGUUCCCAUCAGUAAAAAGAUCGGAAAGCCUUAUUUGAAGUGAUUCAUUUUUUUUAUCCUUUAUCAGAAAGUUCUUCAGGGAGGCUGUUUUUUUUUUUUUUUUGUACACAGGAACGUAACGUUCUUUUUAUCCUAUUGAUCAUUGGUACCGGGUCUAUAUUUGUUCUGCUUUCGCAUCAAUGUUAUUUUAUAAAUACAUCUGCUUGAAUUCUCUGUUUAUUUGAGAAUCAUCAAGGAAGGAGGUGCGGGCUACCGAGAAAAGGGUGUCGGAUGGCAUAAAGGCUUGGUAGACAAUGAGAGUUCGAUCGCUACAAUCGAUUAUUCUCCCCAUGGAAUGUUGAAGGCUUCGGUCGGGGGAGCAGAGAUACCCUGGGGCUGAGUAACAGCAUUGCCACCAUUAGCAUUACUAUUAACAGAGGAACCCCGGGGCAGCAGCGUUAUUAGCAGGAUCAGAAGCUAACGCUUCCCACCCCCUCCUCCCUCUCUUCUUUUUCACCUCCCCUCCCUUCUCCCUACUGUUGGGGCUUGCUCACAAGGGGGAUACCCCCUCCUCUCACGUGCGUCCUGCAAUUAGUAAAUGAACCUUCGUGCUCUUGGGAGAGGCACCUAACAAGCGGCUUGGAUGAUUCGAGACCUGAGCAAGAUGUAUCCCCAGUCCAGGCACCCGGCUCCACAUCAGCCAGCUCAGCCCUUCAAAUUCACCAUAUCCGAAUCGUGUGAUCGGAUUAAGGAGGAGUUUCAGUUUUUACAGGCUCAGUACCACAGUUUAAAACUGGAAUGUGAAAAAUUGGCCAGCGAGAAAACAGAAAUGCAGCGACAUUAUGUCAUGUACUAUGAGAUGUCGUAUGGACUGAACAUUGAGAUGCAUAAGCAGGCAGAAAUUGUCAAGAGGCUGAAUGCUAUCUGUGCACAAGUCAUUCCUUUCUUGUCCCAAGAGCACCAGCAGCAAGUGGUACAGGCGGUGGAGCGUGCCAAGCAGGUUACCAUGGCUGAACUGAAUGCAAUCAUUGGGCAGCAACAACUCCAGGCUCAGCAUUUAUCUCAUGGACAUGGUCUCCCAGUGCCUCUGACCCCACAUCCUUCAGGCCUGCAGCCUCCAUCCAUUCCUCCAAUUGGCAGCAGCGCAGGCUUAUUGGCUCUUUCGAGUGCUCUUGGCGGACAGUCCCAUCUUUCGAUCAAGGAUGAAAAAAAACAUCAUGACAGUGAUCAUCAAAGAGACAGAGAUUCCAUAAAGAGCUCAUCAGUGUCUCCCUCAGCCAGUUUCAGGUCUGGAGAAAAACACAGAAAUUCAACAGAUUAUUCAUCAGAGAGCAAAAAGCAGAAGACUGAAGAGAAAGAUAUAGCUGCUCGUUACGACAGUGAUGCUGAAAAGAGUGACGAUAACCUAGUAGUGGAUGUUUCUAAUGAGGACCCUUCAUCUCCCAGAGGAAGCCCGGCACAUUCUCCAAGGGAGAACGGUUUGGACAAAAGCCGCCUUUUAAAGAAGGAUGCACCUAUCAGCCCAGCCUCCAUUGCAUCCUCAAGCAGUACUCCUUCUUCAAAGUCCAAAGAACUGAGCCUUAAUGAAAAAUCUACAACUCCUGUUUCAAAGUCAAACACACCCACUCCACGGACUGAUGCACCCACCCCUGGCAGUAACUCUUCUGGACUUAGGCCUGUACCUGGCAAGCCACCAGGAGUUGAUGCACUAACUGCAGGUCUUCGGACACCAAUGGCAGUUCCUUGCCCUUAUCCUACCCCUUUCGGUAUAGUGCCACAUGCUGGGAUGAAUGGGGAGCUAACAAGCCCAGGAGCGGCUUAUGCCAGUCUUCACAACAUUUCCCCCCAGAUGAGUGCAGCAGCCGCUGCAGCUGCCGCCGCUGCUGCUUAUGGAAGGUCCCCAGUGGUGGGUUUUGAUCCACAUCAUCACAUGAGAGUUCCCGGAAUACCUCCAAAUCUGACUGGCAUCCCUGGAGGAAAACCUGCAUAUUCAUUCCAUGUAAGUGCCGAUGGUCAGAUGCAGCCUGUUCCUUUCCCUCCUGAUGCUCUUAUUGGCCCCGGAAUACCUCGGCAUGCACGACAGAUAAACACAUUAAACCAUGGAGAAGUAGUGUGUGCAGUUACCAUCAGCAAUCCUACAAGACAUGUGUAUACCGGUGGGAAGGGAUGUGUCAAAGUCUGGGACAUUAGUCACCCAGGGAACAAAAGCCCUGUCUCUCAACUGGACUGCUUGAACAGAGAUAACUACAUCCGUUCCUGCAGAUUGCUCCCUGAUGGACGCACUCUGAUUGUCGGAGGGGAAGCCAGCACGUUAUCCAUUUGGGACCUGGCAGCUCCCACACCACGUAUAAAAGCAGAGCUGACCUCAUCCGCGCCUGCCUGCUAUGCUCUGGCUAUCAGCCCUGAUUCUAAGGUCUGCUUCUCCUGCUGUAGUGAUGGCAACAUUGCAGUGUGGGAUUUACACAACCAGACGCUCGUCAGGCAAUUUCAGGGCCACACAGAUGGAGCCAGCUGUAUUGACAUUUCUAAUGAUGGCACCAAGCUCUGGACAGGAGGUUUGGAUAACACUGUACGGUCUUGGGAUCUGCGUGAAGGGCGACAGCUCCAGCAACAUGACUUCACAUCACAGAUUUUCUCUUUAGGUUAUUGCCCAACUGGUGAAUGGUUAGCUGUUGGUAUGGAAAACAGCAAUGUAGAGGUGCUUCAUGUCACAAAACCAGAUAAAUAUCAGCUACACCUUCAUGAGAGCUGUGUACUUUCUCUUAAAUUUGCCCACUGUGGCAAAUGGUUUGUGAGCACUGGAAAAGAUAAUCUUCUUAAUGCGUGGAGAACACCAUAUGGAGCCAGUAUAUUCCAGUCCAAAGAAUCCUCAUCUGUGUUGAGCUGCGACAUCUCUGUGGAUGAUAAAUACAUUGUCACUGGAUCAGGGGACAAGAAAGCCACAGUCUAUGAAGUUAUUUAUUAGAGACAAAAUCAGAUUUCCAACAGGAUGCUUACUGGUAGCACUUUGCUGUAAAAAUUCCUUCUUUUUUUUCUUCUUAUUUUGGAAACCAAGGACACAAUAAAUUAUCACAACAAUUUCUCCUGCUCCCUAUGUUUGCCACACGCUUCUUAUUCUCCCUCGUGAAUGCUUAAUAGAAAUUUGAUACCAAAUCGGAUAAUCUUCAUAUGGAAAGAGCAUACUUAACGCUGGACUCUGAAUUUCUGAUCAUGUAUUAUAGUUGUAAUAUAUUUAUUUUGUGUAAAGAAGACUUUCUAACAACCAAUUGACUUGAUAAACCGGUUUAAUCCCUGCCUUGGAAAUGAAGAAACAUGUUGGCCUUUUCACUUCUGGACAUUUUUGAUGUGGAUAUGUUUAUGCAAGAGUCCAUGUCUUCGUGACUUUGCUGGUGCACUGAGUAAGACGUGCCACUCCAGACCCAAAGGAAUUCUACCUACUGCUUUAGUGCGUCUUAAAACAGUAUAAACAGUGAAAAAAGAAUGUAGCCCCUGUGAUCAAAAAAGGAUCUUCAUUUCCAAUAUACUUUUUUCAGAACGUCCUAAAUCUGAGGCACAUUGAGCCACUAUGCCUCUGACAAAUAUUUUUAUGGGUUUUUUUUUUUUUUUUUUUUUUUUUUGGUUGUUGCUGUUUAACUACAAUAUGUGAUCCUUUUUGUAUUUCUACUUUUUUGUUUAUUUUAAAUGCUUUAAAAAUCUAAAGUCUGUGGAUCUGCUGAUGUACAGUGCCUUUGCUGCUAUGGAUCAAAAUCAAAAAAAGAACGUUGUAGAUAUCUCACCGUAUAUGUAGAAAAUACUUAAUUUCCUACUAGAAAUGAAUCAAUGCUGAAAGUCAGACUUUGCAAAUGUGGUAGCAAAAAAAUGGUGUUUUAAAGUACUCAGUGUUUGAUGUCAUUAACAGUUUCGUAAUACUCUACAGUGUAGAAAGAUUUUGAUACUAAAUUGUGUCAUUGUACAUAAUUAUAUUACAUUGUUGACCAUAAGUACAUAUAUAAUAGAUUGUUUGUGCAUUCAGACUUUUAAGCAUUAAACAUAAGUAACUUCUA
This is a messenger RNA of Bombina bombina (fire-bellied toad), 4333 nucleotides long. RefSeq names its product transducin-like enhancer protein 4. NCBI's taxonomy places the organism in Eukaryota, Metazoa, Chordata, Amphibia, Anura, Bombinatoridae. The record is from RefSeq and is a predicted model, not a curated record. Gene Ontology annotation, cellular component: transcription regulator complex; nucleus. The transcript has 21 exons. Gene Ontology annotation, molecular function: transcription corepressor activity; protein binding. The coding region runs from base 934 to 3255 and encodes 773 amino acids. Gene Ontology annotation, biological process: negative regulation of canonical Wnt signaling pathway; regulation of DNA-templated transcription.